AUGUUCAGUGUCGUCGCGGCGGCCGUCUGCGUCGCCUUCGGGGCGGCCGCGCCCGCGCCGCGCGUCGCCUUCGGGGCGGCGUCGCCCGCGCCGCACGUCUACCCCGCGACGGGGAUCGUCGUCGACGAGACGGCGUCCCUGACCGUCGGCGGCGUGGCCGUGCCCCUCGCCUUCGAGGCCGGCUCCCCCGCGCGGGGCGUGGGCCCGCCGCCGCUGCCGUCGACGCGCGCGCGCUGGGCGUCGGACGCGGCCCUGCCCUGCGAGCUCCGCGUCGAGGGCACGGCGGACCGCUGGGCCGACGCCGCGCUGCGGGCGGCCGGGCGGGACCUCGACUUCGUUUUGCUCGAGCACGGCGGCGCCGUCGUCGUCCGCUUCUCGCUCGGGCCCGGCCACGCCUACCUCGUCGACGGCCGCGGCGGGCGGCGCUACUACUUCUGGGUCGACGCGACCGCCGCGGCGGCGCGGCCCCCGGGCGCCGUCCAGGUCGCGGCGGGCGCCGCGGGCGCGGGCUGGCUCGAGGCCGCGCUCCGAACGCACACAUCCGUGGCCCUCGGGCCGGGCUUCCAUGACACCGACGCCUUCGCCCUCCCGCCCGGCGCGUCGCUCUUCCUCGAGGCCGGCGCCGUGCUGCGCUACGACGGCCCGGACCGCGACGCGGAUCUGCGCGCGUUCGUCUCCGUCUCCGGCGACGGUGCCUCCCUCGCCGGCGUCGGCACCUUCGACGCCGCGGGCUUCCACGGGCGCCACGUCCUCGCGGAGGACGCGACGAAUGUCACCGUCCGCGACGUUUUUUUCCAGGGGUCCCGGGGCUGGGGCCUCCACUUCCGGCGCUGCGCGGCCGUGAGCGUCCACCGCGCGAAGAUCUUCUCCGGCGCCGACGGCGUCGACCCGGACGCGUCGCGGGACGUCGCCCUCGACGGCGUCUUCAUCCACGCCUGGGACGACGCCGUCGCCGUCAAGACGACCGUCGCCGGGUCGCCCGCGGAAAACGUCGCGGUCGCGAACUCGAUCGGUCGACGCAAAGACGGCGGCGCGUUCGACGACGUCGUCUUCGAGGACCUCCGGCUGCUGGAUUUUUACGACUACGCGGGCGAGCCGUCCGCGCCCGUCGACUUCGAGCUCGAGCACCGGAGCGGCUACAGCGCCGUGCGCGGCGUCCGCGUCGAGCGCGUCGUCGCCGACUGGCCGAGCGCCGCCGUGCUCCGGGGCAACGACCACGUCCUCCUGUCGGGCGUCGCCUUUGCGAACGCGACGCUCAGAGUCCGCGCGCCCUUCGCCGCCGGCAACGCGACGUUCCUCUUCGACUGCAAGAACGACGACAUCGCCGCCGGCGGCGUCGAGGUCGCGGGCCUCGACGUCGACUGGGGCGCGCACCGCGGCGCCUGGCUCGGGCUCUCGCGCCGCUGGGCGGACGCGGUCCCGGGCGGCGGAGCCGCCGCCGCCGUGCUCCGGGGCAACGACCACGUCCUCCUGUCGGGCGUCGCCUUUGCGAACGCGACGCUCAGAGUCCGCGCGCCCUUCGCCGGCAACGCGACGUUCCUCUUCGACUGCAAGAACGACGACAUCGCCGCCGGCGGCGUCGAGGUCGCGGGCCUCGACGUCGACUGGGGCGCGCACCGCGGCGCCUGGCUCGGGCUCUCGCGCCGCUGGGCGGACGCGCUCACCUUCGCGUCGCCCGGCGACCUCGAGGCGAGCCGCCUGGCCCUGCUCGUCGGCGGCUUCACGCUCGGCGCCGCGGCGGGCCGGUCCGUCGUCGCGACCAAGGCCGCGGCGCGGCCGGCCGCGAAGCGGACGCUCCUGAAGAAGAAACGGGGCGCGGCCGCGGCGCCGGCGCCGGCGGCGCCGGCGGCGCUCGCGGGCCUCGGCGACGACGACCUCGUCGACGAGGACGACCUCCUCGCCGCCGACGGCCUCGCGCCGCCGGAGGUGUCCGCGGACGCGGGCUGCUCGGCGCGGGCGCCCUGCGCGAACUGCAGCUGCGGCCGCCGCGAGGCGCUGGACGCGGAGAACGCGUCCAAGGCGGCGGCCGGCGCCCCGCCGCCGGCGACGUCGGCCUGCGGCAACUGCGGCAAGGGCGACGCGUUCCGCUGCGCCGGCUGCCCGCACCUCGGCAAGCCCGCGUUCAAAGAGAACGAGCCCGCGGGGAAGCUCGUCCUCGACCUCACGGACGACUUCGACCUCCUUGCGUGCGCAACCGCUUGCCGCACGACACCCGCGCCGCCACUCAUGGGCAAGAAGCGCCGCGCGUCGUCCGCGGACCCGACCCGCGCGGCCAUGGGCCUCUACGAGCGGUCCCUGAGUGCGCUCGACGGCGGCGACGAGGCGGCGGCCCUGGCGCUGCUCGACGGCGCGGCGCGCGCGCUCGCGCUGGCGCCCGGCGGCGACGUCGCGAGCGGCCUCGGGGCCGAGGUCGAGCUCGCGCGCGGCCGGCUCCUCGAGGCGUCCGACGCGCCGGCCGCCGCGGCGGCCUACGAGGCGUCGCACGGCGCCGACGGCAACGCGCCGGCCGCGGUGCUCGCCGCGCGCCUCGCGUGGCUCGAGGACGCGCCCGACGUCGAGCGCCUGCUCCGGCGGGGCCUCGCCGCCGCCGCCGGCGACGGCGACGCGCGCCGCGACGCCUCCGAGCUCCUCUGCCGCUUCCUCCUCGAGCGCGGCGACGCACCCGGCGCCGCGGCGCUGCUGGUCGACCUCGGCUACGCGGCGACGUUCUCGCCGCGCGCGCUCGCGGGCCGGCUCCCGACGCGGCCCGCGGCCCGCGAGGCCGGCGCGCCCAGGGUCUGGGACGGGCUGCUCCCCGCGUCGGCGCUCGCCGCGCUCCGGUCCGCGUUCGCCGACGGCGCGGCCUACUACGCGGAGAACGACUACGGGAGCCCGAGCGUGGGCUUCUUUAGCUUCCGCGUCGCGCUGCCCACGAGCCUCGGCGUCGUCCGGCGCGUCUACGAGGCCGUCGAACGCGAAUUCCCCGAGGUGGAAAAGGCGACGCACGCCGAGUUCUGGGCCCACCGCCGGCGCCACGGCCACGGCCACGAGCUCCACUACGACUCCGUGCCCGGGCUGAGGGCCGGCGACGCGCCGCGGCACCCGCUCGUGUCGACGGUGCUCUGCGUCGACGGCGCCGCGGGCGGCCCGACGCUCGUGACGGACCAGACCUUCGGGUCCGAGGCGUCGCGGUGCUGGGCCGCGGCGCCCCGGGCGAACCGGCUCCUGGCCUUCGACGGCCGCGCGCUCCACGGCGUGCUGCCCGGCGCCGGCUCCGCGCCGGGCCGCCGCGUGACGUUCAUGGUCAACUUCUGGGCCUGCGACCCGACGGGCAGGAAACAAAACUAUGCAACACGACUUCAAUAUUCAAGCGACCCGACGUCCGGCGACGCGCCGGACCCGGAGGCGACGCGCGGCGCCUGCGCCGCGUUCCCGCCGCCGGGCUGCGCCUGGCCCGCGGACCUCGCGGCGGCCGCGCCGCCGGCGGACGCGGCGCCGCCGGCCGCGGCGCCCGCGGCGGCCGCGGCCCUCGACGACGUCGUCUUCCGCGCGCCCGGCGCGGCGCCGGGGCCCCUGGACCUCCUCGGCGACGCGGCCUUCUUCGACUGCCUCGAGCUCCUCGGCUGCGAGGCGCGCGGCGGCGGCGACGCCGCGCCGGACGACGACGCGCCGCGGCGGCCGACGAUCCGCGACGCGCUCGCGCGGAAACGGGCGCGGCGGCGCGCGCGGCGGUAA
Molecule: messenger RNA, 3714 nt
Organism: Aureococcus anophagefferens
Lineage: Eukaryota; Pelagophyceae; Pelagomonadales; Pelagomonadaceae
Exons: 6
Coding region: 1-3714 (1237 amino acids)
Biological process (GO): iron-sulfur cluster assembly
Cellular component (GO): cytoplasm
Molecular function (GO): iron-sulfur cluster binding
Source: RefSeq, a predicted model, not a curated record